Molecule: messenger RNA, 258 nt
Organism: Brenthis ino (lesser marbled fritillary)
Lineage: Eukaryota; Metazoa; Arthropoda; Insecta; Lepidoptera; Nymphalidae
Source: the annotation of a GenBank genome assembly
AUGUGUGACGUAGAUCUAAGAAUAUGCCGCGUAAUUGUAGAAGAAAAUCGAAUCGUAGCGGGUCGUUGGAAGACUAUGAUUAAAGCACUGGAUGCUGUAAAAGGAAGAAAAGUUAAAGAAGUAUCCAAUAAGAGAAAGAAAACUUCUUAUAUUCUCGAGUCUGAGUCAUCUGAAGGAGAAGAAGAUACAGAAUGUCUAUUUUUCACGGAAACAUUUUCCAAGGAUAACAUGGGUGAAUUAUGGAUAAAAUGUUGUGAA